UGUAUGCUUCAAAGACAGAAGCAGGUAUGGCAGUAACAACCACUUGCAUACAACUCACCUUUCUUUUUAAAGAUUUAUUUUUAUUUUAUGUGUACAAAUGUUUGUCUGCAUGUUUGUAUGUGCACCAUAUGCACCCAGUAUGAGCAGAGGCCAAAAGAGGGUAUCAAAUCCUCCGGAACUGUAGUUACAGGUGUUGUGAGCGGCUAAGUGGGUGAUGGGAAAUUGAACAAGAGUCCUCUGCAAAAGUAGUUAAGUGCUCUUAGCCACCGAGCCAUCUCUUCAAUCCCCACAUCACCUUUAACUCAAUAUUUGUUUACUGUCUUCUAAUAUCCUUUCUACACCCUCCCACCACCCACUUUUUUUCCCAGGGGGUAACCCCACAACAAUGUACUUAUUACGCUGCACGCCAAAAACGCUGACUCAGGAAGUCAGGUCUCACGUGGUAGGGCCAGCUAGUCGCUCCCAGAAACGUCAUAUCCUGUAGGAACCCAACACACGCCUCCAGAGGUGAAGGCCUCUGUGAGAGGGCGGGGUCCUAGCACGCGGGUGGAGCCUCGGUGGGGCGGAGCCUGUGGGGGCGGGACGAGGCCCGAGCGGGCCGCUCUCUCCCGCAUCUGCAUCUGCUGGCCCAGCCGCCGCCGCUUGUGCGGAGCUCUGUGGCAGCGGAAGCAGGAAAAGACCUGCUAUCAAGGAAGACCACACAGGACCAGGACCUUCUCAUGGAUACUUUUCAGGACAUUCCAACAGCACAAGCAAGGGUAUUCCUCUAAGACACAAGGGGCCUGUGAACACUAUCCUUUGAAGUGACAUGGUGGUCAAGAGAAGCAGAAGUAACUCCCAGCAGUUGCCUGGCCUGGGAGGACAGGGUGGUUGUACAGGUCUCCUAGGUAUGCUCGGAGCUGCCCUACUGGUCAUCAGCCUGCCAUGGGGGGGCCAAGUGAUGGCCAGUGCCAACCUCAGUACUGCUCUGGGCCACACUAUGCCACUAACAGGUGGUCACUAUCUGAGCAUUGGAGAUGGCUCAGUGACAGAGUUUGAGUUCCCUGAAAAGAGUGAGGGUAUUAUUGUGAUCUCUAGCCAGUACUCAGGACAGGCCAAUGGGACAGGCCCUAGCCCCACACUGAGGGUUAUAUCCCUGGACACAGAGGUACUGAUCAUCAAGAAUGUGAGUGCCAUAACCUGGGGCAGUGGGGGUGGCUUUGUGGUGAGCAUCCACUCAGGUCUGGCUGGGCUGGCUCCACUCCACCUCCAGCUCAUGGACCUCCAUGAGGCCCCACCCUUGUUGAUUGAAGAACGAAGGGAUUUCUGCAUCAAAGUGUCACCUGCUGAAGACAUCCCUUCUACCCUCAAUCCCAACUUGAGCCACUUCUCAGAGAACCCAAUCCUCUACCUGCUCCUGCCUCUUAUCUUUGUCAAUAAGUGUUCGUUUGGGUGCAAAGUGGAACUUGAAGUUUUGAAGGAGCUCCUACAGAGCCCCCAACCCAUGCUGUUAGGCCUCUUGGGCCAAUUUCUGGUCAUGCCCUUCUAUGCUUUCCUGAUGGCCAAAGUAUUCAUGCUACCCAAGGCCUUGGCUCUGGGCCUCAUCAUUACCUGCUCAUCACCUGGCGGUGGGGGGAGCUACCUCUUCAGUCUCCUCCUUGGAGGAGAUGUCACCCUGGCCAUCUCUAUGACUUUCAUCUCAACAGUAGCUGCCACAGGUUUCUUGCCACUCUCAUCAGCCAUCUACAGCCACUUUCUCAGCAUCCAUGAAACACUCCACGUGCCCAUCUCCAAGAUACUGGGGACCUUGCUGUUCAUUGCCAUCCCCAUAGCAGCAGGUGUGGUGAUCAAGUCUAAGCUUCCCAAGUUCUCAGAGCUGCUGCUACAGGUCAUCAAGCCCUUCAGCUUUGUACUUCUCCUUGGUGGCCUAUUCCUAGCCUACCACAUGGGGGUCUUCAUCUUAGUGGGAGUCAGGUUACCCAUCAUAUUGGUGGGCUUCACAGUGCCCCUGGUUGGCCUCUUGGUGGGCUAUAGCCUGGCCAUGUGCCUAAAGCUGCCAGUGGCCCAGCGGCGGACAGUCAGCAUUGAGGUAGGGGUGCAAAACAGCCUGCUAGCCUUAGCCAUGCUGCAGCUGUCUCUGCGCCGCCUUCAAGCAGACUAUGCCUCUCAGGCCCCCUUCAUUGUGGCACUGAGUGGUACCUCUGAGAUGCUGGCUUUGGUUAUUGGCCAGUUCAUCUACAGCAGCUUGUUUCCUGUUCCCUGAGGACCCUGGAUCAAGUUUUAUAACCCCAGCCCCCAUACUCCAUCCACUGUCCCCACAGUUCUUAUGUACCAAAGGCCUUUAGUUCUCAUGCACUAUGCACUCAAACAAAUCCAGGCUUAUUUUUUUUUUUUACUCUUUUUUCCCCCAGCUUUCAGUGCCAAAGAGGCCAUGCUGAGUUAGAAAUAUAUUUCAAUAAAAGACAAAAGCAA
This is a messenger RNA of Peromyscus californicus insignis, 2451 nucleotides long. RefSeq names its product solute carrier family 10 member 3 (gene Slc10a3). NCBI's taxonomy places the organism in Eukaryota, Metazoa, Chordata, Mammalia, Rodentia, Cricetidae. Gene Ontology annotation, cellular component: membrane. The transcript has 2 exons. Bases 809 to 2242 code for a protein of 477 amino acids. The record is from RefSeq and is a predicted model, not a curated record. Gene Ontology annotation, molecular function: bile acid:sodium symporter activity. Gene Ontology annotation, biological process: bile acid and bile salt transport.